This is a messenger RNA of Carassius carassius (crucian carp), 3924 nucleotides long. RefSeq names its product coiled-coil domain containing 80 like 2 (gene ccdc80l2). The coding region runs from base 444 to 2555 and encodes 703 amino acids. The record is from RefSeq and is a predicted model, not a curated record. Lineage: Eukaryota; Metazoa; Chordata; Actinopteri; Cypriniformes; Cyprinidae. The transcript has 7 exons.
GAGAGUUCUGGUCCUAAUCAUCAUAGUUUUGAUGUCUGUUUUGCAGACGCAUCGAAAGUGAACUGAGACAUGUCUGUUACUCUUUCAAACUGCCAUAUCGAAAACAUACUAAAACUGUCAAGAUACACUCUGAAAUAAUAUUGUAGACUAAAGCAAUAGCCAAAGUAAAUGUUGACAACUAAGAUCAAGCCACAGUGAAGUUGUAAAGGGGUUGGGUUUCAUCCUGUCCUUUCAUUCUCCUACAACAGCUCAUCCUCCAUGCAGACACAAAGUUAUGAGGCGCAAGAAGCUGCUCCGCAUGCCACACAGCUCACCAUUGCUUUGAAGCACAGAAAUUCCAAGAGUUUCCUGUAACAAGGUCGAACUCUAAUGUGAACCAGAAGCUGCUGUUUCUCUUUCUGCCUCUUCACUCUGUAGGUUAGUGGAGAGUGUGAAGUCUCGAUAUGUCUCGUCUGUGGAUCUUUCUACUUCUGUUGGCGCACUGGAUCAACAGCCCGGUGCUUUCUGCAAAAGGAGGCAAGAAAAAAUACCAAGUGAGGAAUCAAAGUGGCCAUGCAACUCCCAAGGAGGACGUUGGGUCAGAUGGAGCUCCCGAGAGUCCAUCGGAGUCUGACUUCUUGGCUGAUUUUGCUGGGAAACACCGCCUGUGGGUGAUCACCGCACCAUCGCACAGUGACAACUAUCUGCGUAUGAUGGAGAAGCAGAUCCAGGAGUCUGAAGGACUGAACUGUCGCUUGGCAGAGAGAGACACACUCAUCGUCACUAUUAUUCAGAAUGCCAUGAUGGAAGGCAAAAUCCAGCGUACAACCUUGCUAGGAGAAGCCACUGUGGAGGUUAUGGGCUCUGAAAUGGUAAGCAAACUUCUCCAUUACCUUGAACUGGAGGACCAUACCUUCUCCAUGCUGAUUCUGAAGAAGAACAUGAGGGUUAGUGAAAGAUUUCCUUACCCGGUUCGCGUUGAGGCCAUUCUUGAGGUCAUCGACCAGCUGCCAGUGCGAAAGUUGGAGAAGGUCGCAAGAAAGGGGUUACCAGUGAAAUGCAAGAUCACAAAGAAGAGGUUAGUGGUGAAGAAACAGGGUUCUGGCAAGCGUAGGACCUUCAGUCCACAGAAGCAUGUUAAUACCACAUCCAUCUUCCUGACACAGAAGACACGUCUUGACAAAAAGGCAACUCUGAGAAACAAAGUACAAGAUAUUUUGAGUGGACGUUCACGAUUCGUCAUCCGUAAAACGACAGGCAACAGCAAAGCAUCAGCUAAAGCAGGUUCCAAAUCUGGAUCUAGUGGAAAUGAGAGGCUGAAGCUCGAUGACCAGAAGAAAACUCCAGAUAGUAACAGACACCCAGAGCCAGAAACAGAAAUGAAAAAAGUAUCAGAAGCAGAUAAAACACAUGUUGAUGCAAAAUUACAUUUUGACACCCUCAAUGAGGAGUUCAAUGGAGAGCAAACCAUUGACCAUUCAAGCUCCAAAAAAAAAGGCAAAGGAAAGGAUGCCAAGAAGAAAAAGGGGAAAGGAGGGAGGGGGAAGUCACAACGAGAAGCAGAUGAUAAGGAAAAGGAAGCUCUUAAAGAAUUCAUGCAAAACCUCAAAGGGAGAAGAAGAAUUCUUGUCAUUUCAUCUCCAAGUGAUGUCUCAAGUCAAUAUAUCAAACAGAGAGAUGAUAAUGAGCUACAUAGCUGCGAGUUUUCCCAAAGAAAGGUCUCAGUGCUGUCCAUUAUGGGUUCAGAACGUAAUCCUACACUACACAUUCAACACUACCAACAAGAUUCCGAGUCUCCACAAGCAUCCCUGCCAGAAAAGUUCAGAAACCCUGAGUUAAUCAGUGAGAUCCGCAGAGAAUAUGGGCUGGACUCCAAAAACUUCUCAGUGGUGUUGACUGACUAUGACCUGAGGCCUAACCUUAAUAGGGUUUUCAACAAGCCAACAGCUCCUUCCGAUUUACUCGAUUACAUUGACAACUUUCCAUCACGUCAGUCUGAGAAGGAAGAGGAGAGAAAACUUCCAGCACCCUGCUCUAAAGCAGAAAUAAACAAUCAAGAGGAGAACACGCUUCAAAGGUUUAUGUCCAAACGUAGACUUCUAAUCAUCUCAGCACCUACUGUAGAUGACUUCUCAUUCCAUCAGCAGCUUCAGGCUCUUAAUGGACAGGAGUGUCCACUGGGUAUUCGUCAUUUUGCCUUGUUGAAGAUUAUGGGUUCUGGAUCGACAGCUUCAGGAACAGUGGAUUUUUUUCCAUUGAAUGGGAAAAGUCAACCCGAGAAGGAGACGCUUUCACAGGAUGUGGUGGAGAGUCUGAGAAAUCAGCUGAAGAUAAACCGGGACUACUUCAGCAUGCUGGUGGUGGGUAAGGACGGAGAUGUAAAGGCCUGGUUCCCAUCUCCAAUGUGGUCCCUGGGAAGCAUCUAUGACCUUGUGGACUCAAUGGAACUGCGACAACAGGAACAGAAACUGCAAAAAACUCUUGGAAUUCACUGUCCAGAUGAGAAUUCAGGUACUUACCAUGGUUACACAGAAGAGACAGAGGACAGCUACUUGUACCACAGAUCUGAGGACUAAAAGUCAUCACAACAAAGACAUUAGACAUACAUAUUGUGUACUUGGCAUGCAUUUGUCAUCCCUAUAUUAUGUAAUACAAAAUUUUUACCUCUAGGACUUGUAUGAAAUUCAUACAGCUAUCUUACCUAUUGUUUGCUGUGUCCUGUAAAAUUUCACUUCCUUGCACUCAGUUGUACAUGCUACGAUGCUUAAUUAUAGCUAAAAGACAUGCGUGCAAUUCUAGUUUUUACUAAAGCUGUUAACUUUAAAGGCUAGAUUUCUAAGCUGUAGAAAAUAUAUAUACACAUAUGCAUACACACACACACACACACACAUAUAUAUGUGUGUGUGUGUAUAUACAUACAUAUACAUAUACAUACACACAUACAUACAUAUACAUACAUAUACGAACCCGAUUCCAAAAAAGUUGGGACACUGUACAAUUUGUGAAUAAAAACAGAAUGCAAUGUUGUGGAAGUUUCAAAUUUCAAUAUUUUAUUCAGAAUACAACAUAGAGGACAUAUCAAAUGUUUAUCUAGAGAAAAUUGUAAAAACUGAGAAAAUGUAUUAUUUUAAGGGAAAAAUAAGUUGAUUUUAAAUUUCAUGGCAUCAACACAUCUCAAAAGUUGGGACAAGGCCAUGUUUACCACUUUGUGGCAUCCCCUCCUCUUUUUAUAACAGUCUGCAAACGUCUGGGGACUGAGGAGACAAAUUGCUCAAGUUUAGGAAUAGGAAUGUUGUCCCAUUCUUGCCUAAUACAGGCUUCUAGUUGCUCAACUGUCUUAGGUCUUCUUUGUCGCAUCUUCCUCUUUAUGAUGUGCCAAAUGUUUUCUAUGGGUGAAAGAUCUGGGCUGCAGGCCUGCCAUUUCAGUAACCGGAUCCUUCUUCUACACAGCCAUGAUGUUGUAAUUAAUGCAGUAUGUGGUCUGGCAUUGUCAUGUUGGAAAGUGCAAGGUCUUCCCUGAAAGAGACGACGUCUGGAUGGGAGCAUAUGUUGUUCUAGAACUUGGAUAUACCUUUCAGCAUUGAUGGUGCCUUUCCAGAUGUGUAAGCUGCCCAUACCACACGCACUCAUGCAACCCCAUACCAUCAGAGAGGCAGGCUUCUGAACCGAGCGCUGAUAACAACUUGGGUUGUCCUUGUCCUCUUUAGUCUGGAUGACAUGGCGUCCCAGUUUUCCAAAAAAGAACUUAAAAUUUUGAUUCGUCUGACCACAGAACAGUUUUCCGCUUUGCCACAGUCCAUUUUAAAUGAGCCUUGGCCCAGAGAAAACUCCUGCGCUUCUGGAUUUUGUUUAGAUAUGGCUUCUUUUUUGACCUAUAGAGUUUUAGCCGGCAACGGCGAAUGACACGGUGAAUUGUGUUCACCGACAGUGUUUUCUGGAAGUAUU